AAAACAAAGAGCUCUCUUCAAUAGAACUUCAAUUUUAGAACACCACCAGAGCUCAAACCUAUAAUUAUGAAUUUUCCGCAAAUUGUGUUGGGCAUUGCAUUUAUUAUCGUUUCUGUUGUGGAAAAGAUCUCGGCCGACGAUGCGGACGACUUGCGCCACGCCAUCUGCCUAAAAGAAUCCGAGAUAGGUGAGGAUGAAAUCGAUGACCUAAUGGACUCGCUGUACGAUGAUGCAACUGCUGUGGAUGAGCGCUUCAAAUGCUAUGCCCAUUGUAUGCUGGAGCGUUGGGGUCAUUUCGGUGAGGAUGGUAAAUUGGAUGUGGAGACUUUCAAUGAUCAAAAUAUGACCGAUCAAGAUAUGGCAGCAGUGGAAAAAUGUAAAUCGGAAAAGGAUAAUAUUGAGGAUAAAUGUGAAUAUGCCUUCGAAGUGACUGCCUGUUUUAUGGAGGCGUUUACAAGUAGUUUGGUUGAAGAUGAGUGAAUAAAAAAAUUGUGGGAGGAAUUUGGA
This is a messenger RNA of Musca domestica (house fly), 507 nucleotides long. RefSeq names its product general odorant-binding protein 57c-like. NCBI's taxonomy places the organism in Eukaryota, Metazoa, Arthropoda, Insecta, Diptera, Muscidae. Gene Ontology annotation, molecular function: odorant binding. The record is from RefSeq and is a predicted model, not a curated record. The transcript has 2 exons. Bases 67 to 480 code for a protein of 137 amino acids.